GCCAGGAGUGUGUGUCAGAACGCAGUGGGGUGUGAAGCAAGGUCGGGGGUUGAGGAGUGUUUCAUCAGUGCCCCGGGAAGAGGGAGAGCUGUGCAUGGGGGGUCGGCUAAGGCACACACCACACGAGUGCCUCACACCUGUCAGGUCGUCACAAGAGGAGCAGCUACGGAACAACAAUGUGGAACUUCGUGCGGAUCAUCUUAGCAGGCCAGGUGCUGCUGACGGCGGUGCUGCUGACGGCGGUGGUGGCACCUACACUGGCAGAGGAAAUGGAGCCACUGGGGGAGGUGGAAGAGGCUGAGCAUUCAGUGAAGGUAGCUGAUGUACCAGUGGUGAAGACGAUCAACGGUAAGGUGUCAGGUGUAAAGGAACAAUCCAUCGGAGGCAAAACAUUUUACUCCUUUCACUCCAUCCCAUACGCUCAGCCACCUGUUGGAGAACUUAGAUUCAAAGACCCAUUAGCAGUUGAGAACUGGGAUGAUGUACGAGAUGGGUCGCAGAUGCCUCCUUUAUGUCCACAGUACACUUUGGAUACCCUCAUGACAGGCAGAAGUUCUGUGGUGGAGGGCAAAGAGGACUGUCUGUUCGUCAACAUUUACACUCCAAAGCCUUACGACAGUCUCUCGCUGCUGCCUGUGAUGGUGUUUAUCCAUGGUGGUGCUUGGAUGAGCGGCGGCGCUCGUGAAUAUCCUCCACACGUCUUAAUGGACCACGACAUCGUCCUCGUCACCAUCCAGUAUCGACUUGGUGUACUAGGGUUCCUCUCCACUGAGGACGAUGCAGCUCCUGGUAACCUGGGUCUCAAGGACCAGACAUUAGCACUGACUUGGGUGCAGUGGAACGUUCACAACUUUGGGGGAGAUCCUCUUAAGAUUACAUUGUUUGGAGAGAGCGCUGGAGCUGGAUCUAUUCACUUCCAAAUUUUGUCGCACAAGUCACUUGGAUUGUUCCAACAGGCCAUCUUGCAGUCUGGCUCCGCCCUGUGUCCCUGGUCGUUAGGUGGUGCUCACGCAGCCGUGGCUGAAUAUACUGGUAGCCUCUUCAAUUGCACCACUGACGACACCCACCAGCUCAUCUCAUGCUUACAAGCCGUUGACGUCAACGACCUCGUGCCCGUUUUGUUCCACUUCACCAAGUGGCAUAUGGUCCCCCUGUUGUUGGGACCCCGAGUGGACGGGAACUUCAUACCGUCUGAACCAGAGCAACUCAUGAAAGAAAGUAGACACAAGAAUGUUCAUCUCAUCUCUGGCAUCAACCAACACGAAGGAGCCUUUAUUACCUUGCCUAUGUUCGCCAACGAAGCUCUUCGUUCAUCCCUUAAAUAUGACUUCCCAAAUAAGGGGCCGUUAUCCUUAGAGUUCACUGAAGGUGAUAUCGCUCCUUUGAAUCAGACGGUGAAGAUCUUUGAUCACUACCUGGGAGGCGUGCAUUUGGACAUAGAGCACGCAGACAGAGUCACACAGAUGUAUAGUGAUCGUUUCUUCAGCGUGUGUCACGACCUCACCUCCAGCCUCCACGCCAAGAAUGUGGCCAAGAAGGAGAAGAAGACCUUCAGAUAUGAGCUGAUGCACCGCGGACAACGAUCCGCCGCAGACAUUUUCUCCCUUGAUAUUGGUCACAACUGGGUGACUCACAUGGAUGACCUCUUCUACCUGUUCUCUGGCGGACCUCUGUGGACUCCGCUAGAACGUAAGGAAGACCUCAAACUGCGGAACAUCAUUACUACCUUGUGGACAAACUUUGCAAAAACAGGGAACCCGACACCAGAUGACAGCCUGGGCUUCAGAUGGGACCCCGUCAAUGAGAGUGACUUCCGCCACCUGUCUCUCAGACCUUCACCCACUAUGCAAGAUGACUACAGGCAGCAGGUAUAAAUAUACGUACACACACACACACACAUACACACACA
Messenger RNA from Cherax quadricarinatus, 1909 nucleotides. The record is from RefSeq and is a predicted model, not a curated record. NCBI's taxonomy places the organism in Eukaryota, Metazoa, Arthropoda, Malacostraca, Decapoda, Parastacidae.